This is a messenger RNA of Brienomyrus brachyistius, 1657 nucleotides long. Its product is annotated as trace amine-associated receptor 13c-like. The record is from RefSeq and is a predicted model, not a curated record. NCBI's taxonomy places the organism in Eukaryota, Metazoa, Chordata, Actinopteri, Osteoglossiformes, Mormyridae. Gene Ontology annotation, molecular function: trace-amine receptor activity. Gene Ontology annotation, biological process: G protein-coupled receptor signaling pathway. The coding region runs from base 193 to 1221 and encodes 342 amino acids. The transcript has a single exon. Gene Ontology annotation, cellular component: membrane.
AGAAAACAUCUCUGCAUUCAUCAUCCAUAACUGCUUAUCCAGUAGAAGGUUGCACUGGUUGCUUGGAACCAACCCAGGAAGCCCAGGGCACAAGGCAGAGAUACACCCUGGAAAGGACGCCAGCCAGUUGCAGGGCCUUAUAAGACAACAGCACUAUGCUGUUUCAUUUUGCUGUUGCUUUGUGACAGAGAAAUGAAUAUUUCACUAGAACUGGAAACAUACCAGAACUGCUAUCCAGCAGCUAAUGGGACGUGUGUUAAAAGUAGCUACUCUGGAUUUGCCAGGUUUGCCUUGUAUAUGUUUUUUGCAUCGGGGAUGACCGUGACCAUCACAGGGAACCUGGUGGUCAUCAUCUCCAUCGCGCACUUCAAGCAGCUGCACACACCGACCAACAUGCUGGUGAUGUCACUGGCCCUGGCCGACCUGCUUCUGGGGGCCGUCGUGAUGCCCUUCAGCAUGAUCAGAUCGGUGGAGGGCUGCUGGUACUUCGGAGAUACUUUCUGCUCAUUACACUCCACUUUUGACAUUUUCCUCUCAAAUGUUUCAAUCUUUCACCUGAUUUCCAUUGCGGUUGAUAGAUACCAGGCAGUUUGCAAUCCUCUGCAGUACCAUAACACAGUGACCAUUCCUGUAGCUUGGCUGAUGGUAACGUUGAGUUGGGCUGCAGCUGCUUCUUACUGCUACAGUCUCCUUUACUCUAUGGGCAGUGUGAGAGGUCUAGAUGAAUACAUCACUUCAAUAAAUUGCCUGGGGAGUUGCACUCUUCUAUUUAAUGUGUUAUGGAGCACCUUAAAUACCCUGAUUGGAUUUUUCCUGCCCUGUUCAGUAAUUAUUGGCCUUUAUGGUAAAAUAUUUUUCAUAGCCAGACAACACGUCAGGCAGCUUGGAGGUACAAGUCAGCAGCCAUGUUUUACAGAGGGACAUGGCAACAGGAAAUCUCACAGCUCAGAGCGAAAGGCUGCAAAGACCCUUGGCAUUGUUGUAGGUGCCUUCAUACUCUGCUGGAUGCCUUUGUUUGUCAACUCUAUACUCGACCCCUAUACUGACUUUGCAACUCCUCCUAUUCUUUAUGAAGGUUUUGUCUGGCUGGGUUAUUUUAAUUCCACGUUAAAUCCUAUAAUCUACGGACUGUUUUAUCCGUGGUUUCAAAGGUCGUUGAAACUCAUUUUAUCUUUAAAGAUUUUUGAUGCACAUUCCUCAGAUACAAACGUUUUUUCCUGAAAGUUGAUUUUUCAUAAAUCCACCACAUAUUUCUGUAUAUUUACCAUAUAUACAUACAGAAUGUCCUUAAAUUUUUGUUUUAAAAUAGCAGAAGUAGGUGUUUGAUAUUUGUUUGAUUUGUUUUUUGUAUUUUACCUCUUCAUUUAUUUUUGGUAACAUUUUAUUUUGUCUCAAAUGAAAUUGCACCAACUCACCAAUGGAUGCUGUAAAAUAAUACAAUUAAUAACAUUGUUAACCAUCUCAUGCCCGACAGUCGCUGCAGGCUGGCAGGACAUUUUAACUUGAUAAUAAAUUCUGAAACCAUAACUGUCACCAUCACAUGUUUUUGGUGUUGGUUGUCAUUUCUAAUAAGACAUUUAUGAUCAAAUAUAUUCACUAAUUCAUUUUCAUGUAAUAGUCUUUUUCAUGUACGUCUAUAAAUUUUUCAGAAGUGCCA